GUGCACUGCAGGCAGCAAAUUGUCUACCCACCAGGCGCUUUGAGAGGUUGCAAGGGCUAAACUUGGCAGGUUCGUAGCGGCGAAUGACGGACGUACUUUGUGGAUGGUUUCUUACAAGAUGGAAGAUUUGGCAAGACUGGAAAGAGCUCGGUGGUUACUUAAAAUCGCGAUCGGCUGUAUAAUCCGCAAGCACGGUCACUACACCACCAGAGCGGAACGCGUAACACAAGGUAGCACCCUCGCCUCCGCCUCGCCGCAGCCUCGACUUCUCCCCGCUGUCGGGGCUGACGCCCACUCCCGGAACCCCUCGACCCGCCCCGGAGCCCGAGCGCUCGCAGCCCCAGGAGUGCUUCGUGCCGGACUGCCCGUGGCGGGGCCCUCAGGACCAGGCGAGCGCGCACGCCCGCGAGCGGCACGGAGCCAUGACCACGCCCGGCCCGGCGCUCCGGCUGGCCGUACCCCUCCUCGACAACCAGGACCUGGAGUUCAUGCGGCUGGUGGACACCCUGGACGAGCUGUUCAUCCUGCAGCUGAGGCGGCGCGCGGGCGCCAAGCGCAAGGUGCAGGCCGCCGUGCGCCUGCUGGGGCCCCGGACGCGCGCCGCUUCCUUCAUGUACCUGGUCCAGAUGCAGCAGGUGGGCGAGGAGAGCGCGGAGCGCGGCGCCACGCGCGUCUCCUUCCUCGUGAGCCCCGCGCACUCGUGGCUGGACCCGCCCGCCGACACCAUGCGCACGCUGUGGUCCGCCCGGCACUUCGCCAAGCCGCUGCGGCAGGACGACGAGCACCGCGUCCUGGAGCUCAGCAUCACGAUCCAGAGGGUGCAGCAGGAGCAGCAGGAGCAGCAGCAAGAGUAAGAACACGGCCACGAGCUCACAACUUGGGAAGUUCAGAGGUAUAACGCAUCGGGUGCAGCAACACUCAACAAGAGGGCAUUUCAAAAACAAAGUAUUUUAUUGUAAAAUUAGAAACGUAUUAUGAUAAAAUUAAUACAACUA
Frankliniella occidentalis (western flower thrips) is the source of this 995-nucleotide messenger RNA. RefSeq lists its product as uncharacterized. The record is from RefSeq and is a predicted model, not a curated record. The transcript has 3 exons. NCBI's taxonomy places the organism in Eukaryota, Metazoa, Arthropoda, Insecta, Thysanoptera, Thripidae. The coding region runs from base 423 to 854 and encodes 143 amino acids.